Messenger RNA from Linum trigynum, 225 nucleotides. The record is from the annotation of a GenBank genome assembly. Lineage: Eukaryota; Viridiplantae; Streptophyta; Magnoliopsida; Malpighiales; Linaceae.
AUGAAAAUGAAGAGAGACGAAAGGGCGGCGGCAUCGAAGGGCACGACGGCGAUGAACGCCGACAGAGAUGGCAAUGACGAUGUCAGUACAUUGAAGAAGGAAGAAGAAAGGAACACGAGGCCGACGGAACAGACUGACGCCGAUGAUGCUGGCUACAGAGGUAAGGUUUCAUACGAGGAGAGGAAAGUUGGAAAAGGAAUCGUUGGCGACAAUACUGGCCAGUAA